CUGCACUGCAUGCGCAUCGUCCCAGUGCUGUAUCCGUAGGAACGAACUCAGGACCUAGGUAGGUAGGUAGGUAGGCAGGUAGGUGGGUAGGCAGAGGUGGUCGAGUACAUAAGAAACUCACCUCUGCCUCCAAUGGUAGCAUCGUGUAACCCUCCAUCUGGACCUCCCAGUUUGGGUCUGGAACAGUCUCGUAAUCUGCCAGAUGGAUGCAUUUGCCUCUUUGCCCUUUCUCUCCAUCAUCUCGCCCCAUCAACAAACCACCACUGUCGUGUGGAGACCUGCAGUAUGUGCACUGCAUAUAAAGGGUCCCGGCUGUCCAAGAACCCCUGGAUAUGUACUAUGUACAUCGUACAUACAUCACAUGCACAUGCUCUUUAUCCCCUGUUCCGCCAUCGGGUCCCAUCACCCCAUCAUCACCACCCCGGGCUGCUGCGCUGCAACCCUGUGGGUGCCUCCGGAGCUUCCAAACUCUAUUGCCCCCCAGAGAUGCUGCCACUUAUCGCCCUCCCCAAAAAAGGAAGAAACAAAGACGAUGGGAAGACCGUGAGACUCGAUUCCGACCCGUCUCCGACCCGUCUCACUAUGACUGGAACCCCUGCCCAGACUUUUGCCAUCGUCAAGAAGGUCAAUCAAUGUCAGCACCAAGACGCGCCUCGCCCAUUCCGAUGACACGCCCGCUGGGCCAACCGAGAAAUGAGCAACCACGCCCAUCACAUUGGCAUCGCUGACAUCCGAGAUGAGCUGCCACACCACACCACACCCCUUCUCAUCCUACAUUCGACCGCCAACUCAUCUCACCGCCCUCUCCCUCCCCUUCCCGAAACAAUCUGCAGCUGCUUGCAGACAUUAGCAGCCCGCCAGCUUCUCGCUCAUCCCAUGGCCGUGGUAACCUUUUCCC
This is a messenger RNA of Colletotrichum navitas, 898 nucleotides long. RefSeq lists its product as uncharacterized. The record is from RefSeq and is a predicted model, not a curated record. Bases 133 to 669 code for a protein of 178 amino acids. The transcript has a single exon. Lineage: Eukaryota; Fungi; Ascomycota; Sordariomycetes; Glomerellales; Glomerellaceae.